This is a messenger RNA of Salvelinus namaycush (lake trout), 5112 nucleotides long. RefSeq names its product glutamate receptor ionotropic, NMDA 2B-like. Gene Ontology annotation, molecular function: NMDA glutamate receptor activity; transmitter-gated monoatomic ion channel activity involved in regulation of postsynaptic membrane potential. Gene Ontology annotation, biological process: synaptic transmission, glutamatergic; long-term synaptic potentiation; excitatory postsynaptic potential. NCBI's taxonomy places the organism in Eukaryota, Metazoa, Chordata, Actinopteri, Salmoniformes, Salmonidae. Gene Ontology annotation, cellular component: postsynaptic density membrane; plasma membrane; NMDA selective glutamate receptor complex. The transcript has 14 exons. Bases 1 to 5112 code for a protein of 1703 amino acids. The record is from RefSeq and is a predicted model, not a curated record.
AUGCCUGUCUGCGGCUGCCACAGCCCCUCCCACCCUCAGGAAAGGCGAGCGUCCCCCACGCCCCUGCCCCCCCAGGAGGUGAGACGUCCUCCCCGGCGCCAUGCGGCCCUCUCCUCCCUCUCCCUGUCCCUCCUGGGCCUCCUGAUGUGCCUGUUCCACCUGCCCCUCGCCUGUCACUCUCGCAGAGACAAGGGCGGGGGCAUGGCCCACUACAUCCCAAUGGCCCAGACCCCCCACCACCAGGUGCUGCCCAAGCUGGUGCAGGGCCUCAGCAUCGCCGUGGUGCUGGUGGGCAACUCUAGCGAGGUGGCGUUGGCGGGCGCCCGGGAGAAGGACGACUUCCUGCACAUGCCGCUGGCGCCCAACGUGGAAGUGCUCACCAUGAACGAGACGGACCCCAAGAGCAUCAUCAAGAGCAUCUGUGACCUGAUGACAGAGCACUGGCUGCAGGGCGUGGUGUUCGGAGACGACACGGAUCAGGAGGCCAUAGCCCAGAUCCUGGACUUCAUCUCUGCACAGACACACAUCCCCAUCCUGGGGGUCCGCGGUGGCUCCUCCAUGAUCAUGGCUGCCAAGGAUGACAACUCUAUGUUCUUCCAGUUCGGCCCGUCCAUCGAGCAGCAGGCCUCGGUCAUGCUCAACAUCAUGGAGGAGUACGACUGGUACAUCUUCUCCAUCGUCACCACAUACUACCCCGGAUACCUGGACUUUGUCACCAAGAUUCGGAGCACCAUAGAGAACAGCUUUGUGGGCUGGGAGCUGGAGGAGGUUCUGCUGCUGGACAUGUCAGUGGACGAUGGAGACUCUAAGAUUCAGAACCAGCUGAAGAAGCUGCAGAGCCCCGUCAUCCUGCUGUACUGCACUAAGGAGGAGGCCAAUACCAUCUUCGAAGUGGCCCACUCUGUAGGGAUCACGGGCUACGGCUACACCUGGAUCGUCCCCUCGCUGGUGGCUGGGGAUGCUGAAGUGAUCCCUGCUGAGUUCCCUACAGGUUUAAUCUCUGUGUCGUAUGACGAGUGGGACUACGGCCUGGAGGCUCGCGUGCGCGAUGGGGUGGCUGUCAUCGCCAUGGCAACCUCCACCAUGAUGCUCGACAGGGGGGCACACACCCUGAUGAAGUCUGAGUGCCACGGGGCCACGGACAAGAAGGGGCCCAUUGCUGGGAACCCCAAUGAGGUGCUCAGGUACCUGAUGAACGUGACGUUUGAGGGCCGGAACCUGUCCUUCAGUGAGGACGGCUACCAGAUGCAUCCCAAACUGGUCAUCAUCCUACUGGACAAGAUGAGGCAGUGGGACAAGGUGGGGAAGUGGGAGAACGGCUCCCUGUCCAUGAAGUACCACGUCUGGCCUCGCUUUGAGAUCUACUCAGGUGCAGAGAGCCGGGAGGACGACCACCUUUCCAUCGUUACGCUGGAGGAGGCUCCGUUCGUCAUCGUGGAGGACGUUGACCCCCUCAGUGGCACGUGUAUGAGGAACACUGUGCCCUGCAGGAGACAGCUCCAAACAAUAAAUAAAACCGUAGACUCUGGGAUCUAUAUCAAGCGCUGCUGUAAAGGUUUCUGCAUCGACAUCCUGAAGAAGAUCGCCAAGCACGUCAAGUUCACCUACGACCUCUACCUGGUGACCAACGGAAAACACGGCAAGAAGAUCAACGGCACCUGGAACGGCAUGGUGGGAGAGGUGGAGACGAAGAAGGCCCACAUGGCUGUGGGCUCCCUCACCAUCAACAAGGAGAGGUCAGAGGUCAUUGACUUCUCGGUUCCCUUCAUCGAGACAGGCAUCAGCGUCAUGGUAUCCCGUAGCAACGGCACCGUCUCGCCCUCUGCCUUCCUCGAGCCCUUCAGUGCUGAUGUGUGGGUGAUGAUGUUCGUGAUGCUGCUGCUGGUGUCGGCGAUUGCUGUGUUUGUGUUUGAGUACCUCAGCCCUGUAGGCUACAACCGCUGUCUGGCCGACGGUAGAGAGCCUGGAGGGCCCUCCUUCACCAUCGGCAAGGCCAUCUGGCUGCUGUGGGGUCUGGUCUUCAACAACUCUGUCCCAGUGCAGAACCCCAAGGGUUGGACCAGUAAGAUCAUGGUUUCGGUAUGGGCCUUCUUCGCUGUCAUCUUCCUGGCCUCCUACACUGCCAACCUGGCAGCCUUCAUGAUCCAGGAGGAGUAUGUGGACCAGGUGUCUGGCCUCAGCGACAAGAAGUUCCAGAGACCCAAUGACUUCUCCCCUCCAUUCCGUUUUGGAACGGUCCCUAACGGCAGCACGGAAAGGAACAUCAAGAACAACUACAAGGAGAUGCAUGGCUACAUGAUCAAGUUCCACCAGAAGAAUGUGGACGAGGCCCUCUAUGGUCUGAAGACUGGUAAACUGGACGCCUUCAUCUACGACGCAGCAGUGCUGAACUACAUGGCCGGGAGGGACGAGGGCUGUAAGCUGGUGACCAUCGGCAGUGGGAAGGUGUUUGCCUCCACGGGCUACGGCAUCGCCAUCCAGAAGGAGUCUGGCUGGAAGAGACACGUCGACCUGGCCAUCCUUCAGCUCUUUGGAGACGGUGACAUGGAGGAGCUGGAGGCCAUGUGGCUGACGGGGAUCUGCCACCAUGAGAAGAACGAGGUGAUGAGCAGCCAGCUGGACGUGGACAACAUGGCCGGCGUCUUCUACAUGCUGGGGGCGGCCAUGGCUCUGUCGCUCAUCACCUUCAUUGCUGAGCAUGCCUUCUACUGGCAACUGCGCUUCUGCUUCAUGGGCUACUGCACGGGCAAGCCAGGCUUCGUCUUCUCCAUCAGCAGGGGCAUCUACAGCUGCAUCCACGGGGUUCAGAUCGAGGAGAAGAGCAGCUCAGCUCUCGACUCUCCAUCGGUCACCAUGAACAACACCCAAUCCAACAUCCUGCGUCUGCUCCGAACCGCUAAGAAUAUGGCCUCCCUGUCCGGGGUUAACGGCUCGCCUCACAGCGCCCUGGACUUCAUCCGCCGUGAGUCAUCCGUCUACGACAUCUCCGAGCACCGCCGCAGCCUGGCAGGUCACUCGGACUGCAAGCCUCCGUACUUGCCGGAGGAUAACAUGUUCAGCGACUACAUCAACGAGGUGGAGAGGACGUUCGGGAACCUCCACCUGAAGGACAGCAACCUGUACCAGGACCACUACCUGCACCACCACGGAGGCUCUGCCCUGGGGCUCAGCGGCCCGCCACUUAACAGACCCCACAGCCUGGGCAGCAACAGCUCUCUGGAAGGGGGCAUGUUUGACUGUGACAGUUUAGGUGGAGGAGUGGCACCCAUCUUCACCACCCAGCCACGCUCUGCCCUGACCCACAGGAACAUGAGUAAGUUUGACCUGAUUGCCAGUCAGAACCCACCCUCUGGGCCGGGCUUCAAAUCGGGACUUUCAGACCUGUACGGAAAGUUCUCCUUCAAGGGAGGGGCCUCCAGCUCAGGUUACAUCCCUGGGCACGACAGGUACUGUGGGGGAGGGGGCAGAGAGGAUGACGGAAACAUCCGUUCAGACGUUUCAGACAUCUCCACUCACACUGUCACCUACGGGAACCUGGAGGGCAAUGCUAAAAAGCGUAAGCAGUAUCGCGACAGCCUGAAAAAGAGGCCCGCCUCGGCCAAGUCGAGACGAGAGCUGGAUGAGAUUGAGCUGGGCUACCGGAGAAAACCCUACCACACAGGCUACCACCACUACCACGGCCACCGCUCCUCCUCCCCGCCCCUACUGGCCUCCGAACGCAAGAGAGGAGGAGGCGGCAAUGCAGGGAGCACAUCCUACCUGUUCCGUGACAAAGAGAGUGUGAGGGAUUUCUAUUUGGACCAGUUCCGCCCCAAAGAUGGUGUCCCCCAAUGGGAACAUGUGGAUCUGACAGACGGUCCUGGAGGGGGGGGUGGAGGGGGCGGGGGGAACUGUACCAGUUUGGUGUCAGUGGACGACUUCCUGAAACAAAAUAAACCCAAGAAAUCAGAGUCUAAGAGUGGGGGAGGCACAUCAGGGGCGGGGUUGGCAGGAGGAGACUGGGAGUGUCGAAACUGCCGUGCCAGCGGAGGAGGGGGCAAGCAGAUGUUGAUGCAUGGCAGCGGGGUGGGGGAGAGGGGAGGCGGGUACGGUGGAGGGGUUAGUUGUGGAUCCUCGGGGGGUGGAGGGAACAGCCGUCCCAGCUCUGCCACCUGCAUGCGCUGCGAGGGCUGCAAAAAGACAGGCAACCUGUACGACAUCAGUGAAGACAACAACCACCUCUUGGAACAGAUGGGGGGUGGGAAAGGCGGAGGCAUGGGGGCUGUGGGGUUAAGUGGAGGCGCCCCGCCUCAAUCUCAAGCCCAGCGUAGGAAGUCUGCCGGCUUUGGAAAGCCCCUCCGACGGCAACACUCGUGCGACACCUUCGUAGACCUUCAGAAAGAGGAGGCAGUCGGAGUCAGGGGGGUCAUGGGGGAUCUAGGAGGGGGUGGUGGGGGCAUGGGGGGUGUAGGAAUGAGCGGGAUGUUGCCUCCUCCCAGAAGCGUUAGCUUAAAAGAGAAGGAGCGCUACAUGGAGGGUGUUAGCCCCUUCGCCCACAUAUUUGAGAGACAUGGAGGCUCAGAGAGGGAGAAGGAGCGAGACAGUGACCCUCUGUUCUACGGUGGUGAGAUGGCCAAAGAAGCAGGUUCGCCAUUCGGCUUGUUCCGUGGUGGUGAGGGCCUUCACCGCCGCUCAGUGGGGGAGAGGGACAUGAGGGACAGAGAAAGAGCCAUGAUGGAGGGCGGUGGAGGAGGAACCUACUCCUUAUCCAAAUCUCUCUACCCGGACAGGGUCAACCAAAACCCCUUUAUUCCAACCUUUGGUGACGACCAGUGUCUCUUGCAUGGCGCCAAACAAUACUACAUGAAAAAGCAACAGCAGCAGCAGCAGCAGCAGAUGCCCCCAAAAAACAGCCGAAGUGACUUCCGGGGCUCCGUGGGUGUGACAUCUUUCUUGCCAGCGACUGCCACUGCUGGGGUCAUGUCCACCGUGGCCCCCAGGUUCCCUAUGGAGCUGUGUCUGGGAGGGAAUCUCCACGGCUCCACGCUGGGUGUGGGGCCAAUACAGCGCCCGUUCAAUGGCAGCAACGGGCACGUGUACGAGAAACUCUCCAGCAUAGAGUCAGACGUGUGA